Messenger RNA from Malaya genurostris, 2674 nucleotides. RefSeq lists its product as uncharacterized. NCBI's taxonomy places the organism in Eukaryota, Metazoa, Arthropoda, Insecta, Diptera, Culicidae. The transcript has 2 exons. The record is from RefSeq and is a predicted model, not a curated record. The coding region runs from base 236 to 2470 and encodes 744 amino acids.
AGUGUGGUUUAGAGUGCAAAAUCGAGUGGUUCUUAUCCUGUCCGUCCAGACAGACUUUUUCUUUCUCUCUCUGUCUCGGUCCGGUGAAGACUUCGCGCAACCAACCUUCUUCCAUUCCCGUACGGGUUCUUUGUUUUUUUUUUUGAUGUGGAUUAAUUGCUUCGUUGGAAGUCGCGGCUGCUGGUGUUGCGACAGAUGAUGCCGUCGGGUUUGCGGUGACCGAUGCGAGCAAGCUAUGGAUUUUAUUAAAAGUCUUCUGCCGCCUUUGAGGAUGCCUAAGCUGAGAAAACUAAAACACUGGAACGGAGGCUCCAUUCUCAAUCUGAAUCAACUGACCAGUUUGGCCUCCCGCAGCAGACACGUCGGAACGGUCAUUUCCUCAACUUCCGGUAGCAUUUCGCGACCAGCACCGGUGACGGUUCCGAGUGUCGGAACCACUGCCAAGGGACACUCACGGAAACGAUCGGAGAUCUCGACCAUCUCGGCAACGGUCAAGACUACCCCCUCCGGGAACUACGGUUUGUACGCACUGAAGUGCGAUCGAAGUGCAGCAAAGCGUGGGAUUCUCUUGAGUCUUCCGAGAAGAAUUUCGACGGUCGGCAGUAGCGGUAGUAGCUUCCAUUCGGAAGUGAUGGUUCAUGAGAAGUUUUCCCCCUGCAAGCGUAAUGUGAUAGAACCGCCUCCACGGCGGAAACGGUUCCGGAAGCGACUGCAGGAACUGGAACAACACCAGCAACGCCAACCGCCAACGAUUUACCUGGGAGAUCAAAUGCUGGAGCGGAACCGCAGCGAGCUGUUCCGGAUUGCCGAGCGGGGAUCCAAGGAGAACCUGGAUCGGCGACAACAACCGUGGCUUCCGCCGUCAGCUCGGGACAUCGCUAGCGGCAGGAGAGCUCGAUCGGCGGAUAACAUAUUGACGGUGCAGCAGCAGCAGCAGCAGGGGUACGCCGCGGGAAAGGAAAGCGACAGUGACGAAGCGGAAGAACUACCGAUUAGAUCGUGGAAUGGGACACGAGGUUUUACCCGGUCCGGAUUGAAGUACAGCUCCAGUAUGGAGAGCGAUUUGGACGAUUUCGGUCGAGUUCGGAAGAUGACCCGAGGGCGGCUACGAUUGGCCAGUGAUUUUUCGAUCGAUAAUGGCUCCGAGAAGAUUGAGGUUCGUUACCAUGCCAAUGGCGGCGGCGGCGGCGGCAGUACGGAGAGUGAAGAAAUUACCCACAUGGUUCCGCUUCCGACUCGCGUAACUGCGCUACGACAGGAGAAGGUGAAGCCGAAGAGUGUUCCCAAAAGUGUGAAAGUGGAAAGACUUAUUACCCGAAAAGUUGAACCGAUCGUGAGUGCCAGGGACUGUGAAGCGGAUUUCAAACCAUUGGCAGCAGUUCUGCAGGAGACGGUCAAAAGUUCGGACCUCAAACGGAAGUGGUUCAAUGAGUUUCUAUCGGAAAGUGACGAAGAACCGGUCAAGUGCAAACAAUCGGUGCUGGCUGAAAUGCAUCAUCAGCAACACUCGAGUGAGUCUCUGUCGAAACGGUUCGCUCUGGUCGAGAAGUUUGACAAGCAGCUGGAAGCUCUGGAACGCGGUAGAGCCCGAUUUAGUUCACAGGAUUCCAUGGAAAGUGUAAAUAUUUUCAAGAAACCCAGCGCGGACUUCGACGAGUUUGACACCAUGUUCGACGGGGAUCGUAAACCACUCGAAAGCAUACGAAAAAAUGUGACCUUGAACGAUCAGAUCGUCUACAUCAACCGGAAGUCCAAUCUACGUUUCUCGUCCUCGUCGUUUGAUUCGGAAGGAAAGCCUCCGGUUCCGUCGCCGCCGCCUCCCCGUUCCCCGCCAGUGGAUCACCUGCCGACGAAGAGUACGGUUCAGAUCCAAGACGAUAAACACUUACAGCGAGUCCGAUACGUCACAUCGCCAUCACCGUCGCGAUCCUUCGACGUGGACAACAAUAAUUUAGUGCUUCCUUUAAAUGUAAUUAACAGUACUGAUGUAGGAAAAUGUUUUACCGAGCAAACCGAACCACCAAAGAUGACGAUGACGACGACGACGAAUCAAAACGGUCUCGGCUAUUAUAGAACCUAUAACCAAUCCAGUAACGACCAUAUCCCGUGUAAUCUCAAUAACAAUACUCAACCUAACUAUAGUGAACCCGGCACAGCCACAAUUGGAAGUGGAACCAGCAGCGCUAGUGAUGGCAGUGUUUUCAUCGUGGGUGAAACGUUCAAGCGUGCGACGACGGAACCGAACAUUCAACCGGAAACGGUUCCGAUCAGACGCUAUGUCAACUACAAGUUCGACGAUUUCGGUCACACCGACAACGACGGUAGUAGUAGCAGUGACGGGAAAGCCGUAGCUCCGGUGGAACCACUGGCAACACUGGUGGAACCGUUGCGAACACGGCCCCUUCGAACGUUCAACAUUUACGACUUUCACGCCGACUGCUACAACGAGGAAGGGGUCGUGAUAAUUUAGUCACCCGAUCCGCCAAUCCCUCUGCCAAUCGAGCAGCAGAUUAUGAUGUAUAAAUAUAUCGAAUUACUUACAUGCAUACAUACAAACAUACAUACAUACAUACUUACUUACAUACUUACUGGUGUAUAGAGAGAAGAAAGUGAGCAACCGGAAGCAGCAGUUCAGUCGCAAGUGUUUUAGCAAAGUAUAUCUCUUCUUAUUGAA